Messenger RNA from Adineta ricciae, 3177 nucleotides. The record is from the annotation of a GenBank genome assembly. NCBI's taxonomy places the organism in Eukaryota, Metazoa, Rotifera, Eurotatoria, Adinetida, Adinetidae.
AUGAGCAGUAGUGACGACAGUGAUUGUUACAUUUCACCAGGCCUAUCUUCGUCAGUCAUGACGAUGACAUUAUCGAGAAAACAAUAUAAGAAAAGAGUCAAAAGACGUAAAGCGUAUCGAUCGACGAAAAAACACAUGGACACAAUACGACGAUGUCAAGUGAAACUUUUAGACGACAGGAAGCUUGACUUAUCUGUGAAUAGCAAACAAACAGUAACUGAAUUAAUCAACGAAAUCGGUCGACAAUAUCAUCUAACGGAAAUUGAAUAUUUCGGUGUUUAUUACGAAGAAAAUGAUGAAAGAAUGUGGCUUCCAGCGGACAAGAAAUUGCUCGAUCAAGAAAUCUUCAAACGUGACUCGUCAACGCCAACCUUUUAUUUUGCUGUCAGAUUCGUCUUUAAAUCGUUUUUAUGGUUGCAAAAUGCCACGACAGUUAUGUUAUUCUUUUUAUCCACACGUUAUGCUAUCUAUCAAGGAACUAUUGAUACCAAUGAUAGUACGUUAUUUCAAUUAGCGGGUUUAGUUAUUCAAGCUAUCGCUGGAGAUUAUACAAAUGACGAAGCAGCAAUCAACAUUAUUAAGCGAGUUUGUGUCCUACCUAAACGUGUAAUUGAUCGAAAUAGUUCGAGAAAAUACUGUGAAGAUCAAAUCAUCAAUCAUUAUAAAGCAUGUCGAGAUAUUGCUCGAGGUCUAUGUAUUGUCAAAUAUAUGAUGUUAGCAGAGAAUCUUCCAUCGUAUGGUUCACAUUAUUUUCUUGUUCGAAAUAAAAACAAUGUCGCUGCCUAUUUGGGUAUCUCAUUUAUCGGCAUAUCUGUAUAUAGUUAUCAUGAUCGUGAAACACCGUUAAAAAUUUAUUAUUGGAGACAAUUAGAAAAUCUUUAUUAUCGUGAUAGAAAGUUUUCCUUGGAAGUUCAUGAUUUAGAAAAUCCGAAUAUUUCCUCACAAGCUACAAUGCAAAGCAAUUCCUCAGCGCCGGAAACCGAUGAUAAGUUAAUCGAUGCUAUUCACGAUCCAACUACACAAAUGUCAACCGGUCGUCGAAUUCCUCCAACUCCAAACAUUAAAGUUCGAGCAUGGUUUGCAAAUUCUCCACAAUAUUGUAAAGCAAUAUGGUCAAUGGCUGUUGCACAGCAUCAGUUCUAUCUUGAUAAACGAAACUGUCGGCAGAAUCAAUCGCUACAAAUCAACGAUCUUGUAAGAGAAUUAAAUAAUUCGACGAUCACAUUGACGCUUGAUAAUACGAUGCCGAAUGGUACAUUAUCACGUUCCAAUAGUGUGUCAACGAGUGUUGUACAAAAUGAGCAAAUUGAAGUGGAUGUGGAACAGUUGAUGGAUCUAAUGAAAACACGCAAACAACAGCUGGAAAGUCUUUUGAGUGAAAAAAUGAAAGAUUUCAGUUUAAUUUGCGUCCUCGAAAAUCAAGUAGCCGGUGCAGCAUCAGAUGAACAUAUCGAUAUAAACGAUAGUGGAAUACAACAAGAAUUAAAAUAUCAUGUUAUCGAUGAAUUAUUGAAUGAACAAGUGCAAGAGAUUUCCAGAUUGAAUCAGUUGAAGCAAGAACAUGAAAUUCAAAGCAAAAUAGUACUGUGCGCCAAAAAAUUGUUGCAUGAUCAAGCCAAAGGCAAUUCCAAUCUCUUAGAUGCUGUUUUAAAACAACGUUUUGAAUUUUAUACCUGUGUGAAAGAAAAACUUGAUCGUUUAACAAAAUCGAUCGAUGUUGUACAAAAAGAAAUCAAUUCUCGCUACCCAUAUGCAGAUACUAGUCCAGUGAAAUCCUCUACAGCAACAAGUGGUAGUCCACCUCCCAAUUCUUAUGCUCAACGGUAUCAGCAACGAAAAAAGAGUCCUUCGCCAACACAAUUGAAUCGUACAUCAUCGUAUAAACGAGCAUUAGUGAAUAACCAACGUUCUGUACCAUCAAAUGUGACAGACAGCCAUCCAUUGGAACUUGAUAGUCAAGUUUUGCUACCUCCAACAUUAGAUAGAAGUCAAUCUUCUGAUCGUCUUGUUAGUAAUUUACCCCCCGAAUCGUCCACAGUUCGACCACAACAUACAGCAUAUAUUCUUCAACCACCCUCGUCAACAAACAACAAUGCAUCACGCAAUCGAGUACGAGAUCGAAAACAUCAAUCAAGUCUACGUCACGUACAAAAGUCGACUUCCACGAGUAAUACGUUGCUUGAUGAUCAAUCUCAACAACAACAACAACAACAGCAGCAGCAAAUGUCAACAUCCGUUUCCGGACAUAUGCGUAGUCUUGAUAGACGACAUGCGCGUCCUUUACCACAUAAUUCGUCUAGUAACACAACAAUAUCCAAGAGUCAUUCGAAAUCGAGUCACACGGAUAUCUACGGUAGUCUUGAACGUAAUAAACAUAGUAAAGUAUCGCAGCCAACGUUACAUGGUACGAUAAUCAAUGAUGAAAACGAUCGUUUGAAUAAAGCGGAUAAUCAAGCUCAUGAUUUCUAUCAUUUAACGCCAACAUUACCUUCGCAAAGUAGUACGACGUCAACGAUUGUUAAUGUUGGCAAUGCUCUUCAGCAACAGCAACAAGCGUCAUUUGAUCAUAUUGAUUCUGCUCCACCACCAUUACCGACAUCCAGUCGAACUCGACGUCCACCACCUGUAAUCUUUCAACCUCAAUAUGAUAAUUCAACAGCAACGCCAACAACAUUGUCGCCUAAAGAUACCUAUUACACUAUAUCAGGUUCCAAGGAUGUAUCAAUGCAUCCACAUACGCAUAUCCGUGGUCUUGUCAAUGAUAAUUUCUACGCUGGGCCAUAUACGAACAAACCUCCAACAGCCCCAACUCAACAACAACAGCAAUUACCGCCACCACAACCGUCUCAGCCAACCAUGCAACGAUACGAUACUUCACCGUUAGUCGUUCGCCGUCUAGAUCACAUGCAUCCAUCACAGACGAGAUAUCAACCACAACCAUACAAUCGAACACAAUCAAGUUCCGUGAUGGCUACAUCACAAGGUCCUGUAGGACGUUUGAGUGCACCUACUCAGACCUCAUCAUCAGCCUUACUAUUUCGUCCGCACAGUUCACAAUCAUCGAGUUCACAAUCGUCAGGACCAAAUUCUGGGAGUUUACACGUCGCUGAAGAAUUUACUGAUGAUGUACUCAGCUGGCUAAAUAAUAAUCACGGCAAUUCUGCUACGCUUGUGUGA